AUGAAAACUGCACUUAUUACUGGUAUUAAUGGUCAAGAUGGCUCUUACUUAGCGGAAUUUUUAUUAGUUAAGGGCUAUAAAGUACAUGGUUUAAUUCGUUAUUCUUCUUCUAGUAAUACUGAAAAAAUAAAUCAUCUUAUUAAGAAUAAUAAUUUACAUCUUCAUUAUGGAGAUUUAACCGAUUCUAAAAAGCUAAUUAGUUUAGUUAAAGUAAUCGAACCUGAUGAAAUAUAUAAUCUUGCUGCCAUGUCUCAUGUAGCUAUUUCAUUUGAUAUUGCCGAAUAUAGUGCAAAUGUUAAUGCUCUUGGUGCUUUACGUUUAUUAGAAGCAAUUCGUAUUAAUAAUCUUGAACAAAAAACUAGAUUUUAUCAAGCAUCUACUUCUGAAUUAUUUGGUAAAUCUCCAGCACCACAAAAUGAAAAAACCUCCUUUAUACCAAGGUCGCCAUAUGCUGUAGCUAAAGCCUAUGCUUAUUGGAUUACUGUAAAUUAUCGAGAAGCUUAUGGUAUUUAUGCUUGUAAUGGUAUUUUAUUUAAUCAUGAAUCGCCACGUAGAAGUGAAACUUUUGUAACUCGCAAAAUAACUCUUGGGAUUGCGAAUAUUGUUUAUGGAUUAAAAAAAUGCUUGUAUCUCGGUAAUUUAAAUGCUGUUCGAGAUUGGGGACAUGCUAAGGACUAUGUGCGUAUGCAAUGGCUUAUGUUACAGCAACAACAAGCAGAUGAUUUUGUUAUAGCUACUGGUAAACAGCUUACAGUACGUGACUUUAUAAUCAUAGCUGCCAAUCAAGUAGGUCUCGAGAUUAAAUUCAAGAAUCAAGGCAUUGAUGAAAUAGCCACGGUUGUUAAGGUUGAUAAUAAUUUAGCUCCUGCGGUUAAAGUAGGAGAUGUUAUAAUUAGAGUUAGCAAUAAAUACUUCCGACCUACUGAGGUUGAAAACCUUUUAGGAGAUGCAACUAAAGCAAAAACCACAUUAAACUGGCAGGCAAAAUUUAACGCUGUUGAUUUAUGUCGAGAAAUGCUUAAUCAGGAUUUAAAACAAGCAAAAUUAGUAAAACAAGCACAACUAAAGAAUACCCAAAUAGCAACUAAAGCAGAGUUCUUAUGA
Paramuricea clavata is the source of this 1104-nucleotide messenger RNA. The record is from the annotation of a GenBank genome assembly. NCBI's taxonomy places the organism in Eukaryota, Metazoa, Cnidaria, Anthozoa, Malacalcyonacea, Plexauridae.